Molecule: messenger RNA, 871 nt
Organism: Bombyx mandarina (wild silkworm)
Lineage: Eukaryota; Metazoa; Arthropoda; Insecta; Lepidoptera; Bombycidae
Product: endocuticle structural glycoprotein ABD-4
Cellular component (GO): chitin-based extracellular matrix
Molecular function (GO): structural constituent of chitin-based larval cuticle
Source: RefSeq, a predicted model, not a curated record
GUGCAGUCACGUGUAGUACGCUUACACAAGCCGCCGCCAUUACAGUGCGCUGGCAAAACGGCGGGAAAAUAUUUCAUUGGAAUAUAUUUUAAUACAAUUUUUUUUAAUUUUUAAUUCUUGUAUUCAUUUUGUCUGAAUUUUUAAUCUGACUCUGAAUCAGCGUUUUCAAAUUUCUAAGUUAUGAGGCUCAACGCUAUUUUUUUGUUCAUGGCAGCGGCGUCCUUGGGUCAAUGUCAACGGCACAGCCAGAUAAUUCGAGAUGACAUUGACGGUCCGAACCCGGAUGGCUCUUACAAAUGGGCAAUCGAAACAGAUGAGGGAAUCUACCAUGAGCAGCGAGGGUCAGUGCAAGAAGACACCGGAUUGGCCGUGAAGGGGCAGUAUCAAUACGUCGCUCCCGACGGGCAGGUGAUCAACGUGCUGUACAGUGCUGACGAGAAUGGGUUUCAAGCGAGCGGCGCUCACCUGCCGACACCCCCACCAGUCCCGCCGGCCAUACAAAAAAUCAUUGACUACCUCAACAGCCAUCCGACAGAGCCGACUCGGAUAUAAAUAAAAAACGCGCCCCGCCGAAUCCGUGUGCGCGCAUUCGAGAACAUUCCUUCAUUUUUACGCGCUCUUUUCUCCGUCAGAUUAUUUUUCUUUAAUUUUUGGUUCCGACACGGUUUGUGCAUUAGCCAGCGUCAAGUAAUAACACUUUUAUAAUUCGCCGUUUUAAUUAUUUACAGUUUAUGAAUAAUAAUAAAAACUAAGGAAACUAGUCGUGACAUAACGUAAAUCAUUAAAAACGAAUUAAAUUUACAAAUGAGAUGAUAUGUGAUUAAAUAUAAUCUCAUUAAAAUGGUGGUAAUUUAAUAAAUACUUUUUGGAG